Messenger RNA from Diorhabda carinulata, 977 nucleotides. RefSeq names its product adenylate kinase isoenzyme 1 (gene Ak1). The record is from RefSeq and is a predicted model, not a curated record. The coding region runs from base 298 to 882 and encodes 194 amino acids. Gene Ontology annotation, biological process: ATP metabolic process; nucleoside triphosphate biosynthetic process. Gene Ontology annotation, cellular component: cytoplasm; cytosol. The transcript has 4 exons. Gene Ontology annotation, molecular function: ATP binding; AMP kinase activity. NCBI's taxonomy places the organism in Eukaryota, Metazoa, Arthropoda, Insecta, Coleoptera, Chrysomelidae.
AUUUUAAUAAAGAUAAGAAUAAUUUGAAUUGUUUUAUCGCUAUAAAUUAAAGCUAAAUUCGUAAUUGUUGUUAUUUAAUUAGAUUUUACACAGUUAAUCAAUUGUUUCCUUGAAAAGUAACGACCUGUAUAAAAAAAAAUUGGCACUUAACGCAAGGUCUACUGUUUCAAUGUCAUUUGUCUAUUGGAAAUAUUUUAAUGUAGUUUUAUUUCGGUAGCCAGCGGUAACGUGAAUCUUAUAAUAAAAUAGUUACAAAAAAAAAUAUUUAAUUACUGGUUAGAUUAACGCAAUCGUCAAAUGGCUCCCAUUCCAUCACUCAAAGUACCGAUAAUAUGGGUUUUAGGUGGACCUGGUUCAGGGAAAGGAACUCAGUGUGACAAAAUAGUUGAAAAAUAUGGUUUUACUCAUUUAUCUAGCGGAGAUCUCCUCAGAGCCGAAGUUGAAAGUGGCAGCGAACGAGGAAAAGAACUAACCGCCAUAAUGGAAAAGGGCGAACUCGUACCUAUGGAAAUAGUUUUGGAUUUGAUCAAAUCGGCCAUAAUAAACGCCUUACCAACUUCCAAAGGAUAUUUAAUCGACGGUUAUCCGAGAGAAAAGGAGCAAGGCAUAAUGUUUGAAGACAACAUAGCUCCGGUAAACGUAAUCAUAUUCUUCGAAGCAUCAGAAGAUACUUUAGUUAAAAGGUUAUUGGGGAGAGCGGAAACAUCAGGAAGAGUGGAUGAUAAUAUAGAUACAAUUAAGAAGAGAUUGAAUACUUUUAACACAUACACCAAUGCCAUCUUGGAUCAUUACAGCCUCAAGUUAGUGAGGAUCAAUGCCGAGAGAUCAACUGAUGAAAUUUUUCAAGACGUAACGAAGUACCUGGAUCCUUUAGUGGCUUAAUUUUCCAUAAGAAAAAAUAAUUAAUACCAACGUCAACUGUUUUUGAUUUUAAAGCAAUUUAUUUAUUUAUCGCAAAAUAUAUAUUAAUUGUUAGA